AUGGAACUGUACUCUCCUAUUCUUAAGAACCGUGUACAGGUGAUUCAGCCGCCUAUAGAAUCUACACGCGCCUAUACUCAAAUGUCUAAUCGAGCAUGGAUAGAACGCCAUCACCGCAUUUACGGACAAUCAAGCGGCUUUGGAUGCAUCCUGGAGUUGCUGCUUACACAUUACGUUGCCGUCGCCCAAGCAGCCUCCCGCCUCUUGACCGACUUGACAGACGGUCAAGAGGCCGGGGGCAGGUCGGGUAGUUAUGAGGAGGAAACCAAUCAGGAGGACGUAUCAGCCGUUAUUGGGCGAACCGGUCUUUGGGACUGCUGCAAUGCGUGGGCAAGACUGAUCCGUUGUCCAGCUCCGUCUCUUCGGCUUGACUACAGCUCUGACCAGGCACCCCAUUGUGGCACUGGGUUCGUGAGGCCACGGGGGCUGCAGUAUCCGAGUCCUGGUAUUUGUCUCAACUUGCCCCCAUUGUCACAAACACCGGUCCACACCUUGCCGUCGUUCCUCGGUCGUCACUCCCACCAGUCGGUUGGUCCGUCAAUCCGUCGGUCGGUUGGUCGGUCGGUCUCAGCCUCGCUACCACAUCUAGCAACCCGGAUCGAUCGUGCCAGGUCCUCGUGCUUUCGUGGACCUCAAUACAGCCGAGCAUCCUGUACAUUUUGCCUUUGGCAUCGUGCCCUGGACGCAGCUUCCACUAUGGGCUCCUGGGAUGAAACUUGCGUUGGACUCAUCACCAAUUAUCCUGAGCUCAAUUGCCUCCUAAUCGCUAGUAAUGAUGGUCAAAUUUACGGCACCUCUAACCAAGCCGACUUUCUGGUACCAUGGCGACAAUUGAUGCAGUGA
Messenger RNA from Protopolystoma xenopodis, 843 nucleotides. The record is from the annotation of a GenBank genome assembly. Lineage: Eukaryota; Metazoa; Platyhelminthes; Monogenea; Polystomatidea; Polystomatidae.